Messenger RNA from Notolabrus celidotus (New Zealand spotty), 1740 nucleotides. It is a transcript of the gene hoxb13a, whose product is annotated as homeobox B13a. Gene Ontology annotation, biological process: regulation of transcription by RNA polymerase II. The record is from RefSeq and is a predicted model, not a curated record. Lineage: Eukaryota; Metazoa; Chordata; Actinopteri; Labriformes; Labridae. The transcript has 2 exons. Gene Ontology annotation, molecular function: DNA-binding transcription factor activity, RNA polymerase II-specific; RNA polymerase II cis-regulatory region sequence-specific DNA binding. The coding region runs from base 359 to 1321 and encodes 320 amino acids.
CACGUGACUAUCCAGUCUCAUCCAAUAGACACCCGGCCUCCCUCCUCCCCUGCUCCCGGGGGCUCGUUGCGUCAAGGCUGCGGCUGAAAUGUAACUGGAGGUUCGGCCGGUUACCGGGACUCUUUGCCUCGAGCAAGCACCGUCACUAAACGGUGCAGCAGAGCGCGUGCUAUGACAGUGCGCGUGACGGCACAUGAGAAUUACCUGAGCCGAGUGUGAGCAGGAGAGAGCUCAGAGGAAAAUCAAUGCGUAAACCUGCACAAACUCAUUCAGCAAAUGUAGCAGCCUUGCGCGCAGCAGCGGAUAAACUGAGAGGAACAGGCGACGAACGGAGACCAGACCGGGAACAGGAGCGCAUAUGACCGCCUCCCUGGUCCUAAACCCUCGCUGGCCAGGGGACACGGUUAUGUUUGUGUAUGACAACAACUUGGACGACCUGAACAAGAACAUGGAGGGGCUGGUGGGUAGCGGCAACUUCGCCGCUAGCCAGUGCCGCAACAUCAUGGCGCACUCCGCGGCUGCCGCUGCUCUGGGCGGUCAUCCGUCCAGCCUAGUGCACUCCUCUGCCGGGUACCCGACGGUGGAUGUGUCCGCUUCUAGUUCCAGUGAGUCAGGAACGUCUUCUGGUAAGCAAUGCACGGCUGGACCGUGUCCUGCGGCGGCCGUGCCGCACCAGAGCUCCUCUGCCGCCACCGCGUUACCGUACAGCUACUUUGGUAACGGGUACUAUCCGUGUAGGAUGGGGCGGGGUUCCCUGAAGUCUUGCACCCAGGCGGCUGGACCCGCGCUCAGUUCACAAUACAUGGACACCACGGUGAACUCCGACGAAUACUCGAACCACCGGGCCAAAGAGUUCGCCUUCUAUCACAGCUACCCGAGUCCCUACCAGUCCAUGGCCAGCUAUCUUGACGUGUCGGUGGUCCAGACGCUGGGCAGCGGAGAGCCGCGACAUGACACCCUGCUCCCCAUGGACAGCUACCAGCCCUGGGCUCUGACCAACGGCUGGGGGGGACAGAUGUAUUGCUCCAAGGAUCAAGGACAGGCCGGGCACCUCUGGAAGUCCGCUCUUGCAGAUGUGGUGGCUCAUCAGCACGAUGGCUCUCCUUUCCGCCGCGGCAGGAAGAAGAGGAUCCCCUACACCAAGCUGCAGCUGAAGGAGCUGGAGAAAGAAUACGGUGCUAACAAAUUCAUCACCAAGGACAAGAGGAGGAAGAUCUCCGCCGCCACCAACCUGUCGGAGCGACAGAUCACCAUCUGGUUCCAGAACCGGAGGGUGAAGGAGAAGAAGUUCGUGGCCAAAGUGAAGACCACUGCGCCGUAGCAUGAAGGCUCGCGCGCUCUGGACGGUUAAAUGAGUGAACUGGAUGUUUUCUGUGUGUUCUACAUGAAGAAUGGACUGAGAUAAAUCGUAUAAGAGGAAAAUAAAUAAACUCGAUGGUGCUCCUGGUGGACUAGGGCUGUGCGUAAAAGCGUGCGUUGACAAAUGGAAGAAAAAAACGAAUAAUGAAGGACAAAGAGGACAAAACAAGAAGAAAGAAGAGAACCAAAGCCCUCUCUCUGUAUAUACAGCACCUUCCUGCCUGCUUCGAUGUAACUGUCUGUCUCCUGUCUGUGGUUUAAUGUUUGUCCGUGUUGUCCGUGUUGUCAAAACACACUAUUAUGCUGUUCAUACUGUUUAUAACGCCUGUAAGCCAGUAAUCAAAGUAUAGUGCAUCACUUAAUAAAUACGUUUAAUCCUGA